Molecule: messenger RNA, 831 nt
Organism: Psylliodes chrysocephalus
Lineage: Eukaryota; Metazoa; Arthropoda; Insecta; Coleoptera; Chrysomelidae
Source: the annotation of a GenBank genome assembly
UUUGUUUUUCAGAUGGUCAACUGCAUACUUCCGCUGCUUGUCACUAAACAUACCAGCACCUGUCAAACCACGUCUAGAAUAUCCAAUACCACGCGACUAUUUAGGCAUAACUCCAGGAUGGUUGAAAGCGCUUCUUCAUCAAAUAUCUUAUUGUAGAUUCAUUCAUUUCAAGAUCCUAUGGGACAGAUGGACCGGCGCCUGCUUAGCGCAUAAUACGCUCAUACAAAUGUUAUGCUUGGGAGGAUUCACCAAUCAUAAAGCCAUACAUUGGUUAAAAUUCGUGGGGCUGUGUGCAGCACAUUUGACAGAUAAUUUGACCAACACGAUGACUUUAAUAUGCGAAAUAAUGACAGAAGAACCGGAAGGUGGAUCGGCAAUGAUUCCAUUCGAAAUAUUUAUGGACUUAUAUAUAUUUUUGGCAAAGAUUGACGCAUCAAAACCACAAGUUUUAAAGAAUAUUCAUUUCGGCGAUGCCGUGUUAAAUGUAUAUAAACGUCUCUCGGAUAGAGAUUUGGCUAUUGAAAAAACGUCGGAAGUUGAAGAAGAAGAGGAAAGUCAAAAGUCUGAAUCAAUUGAAUCUAUAGAUUUAGAUUUGGAAAAAGAAGUAAGCAAAGAAGAUAUUUCAUGUCCUAGUUUGGUGGGAGAUGACCAUUAUUCUGUAGAUUACUAUUACGAUCAAGUUUUGGAAACUGCUCAAAUGGAGGAGGAAGGGUCAAAUAGAGGGAUAGCUAGUGUUUGGUCAAACUUUAAUAGUUCGGACGUAAGGGAUGACAGAUCAUGAUGGAGUAUGUUUGGUUGUAGGAAAGUGAUAAGUAUUUGGUGUUGUCGACA